Molecule: messenger RNA, 1324 nt
Organism: Culicoides brevitarsis
Lineage: Eukaryota; Metazoa; Arthropoda; Insecta; Diptera; Ceratopogonidae
Product: solute carrier family 25 member 45
Exons: 8
Coding region: 182-1195 (337 amino acids)
Biological process (GO): mitochondrial L-ornithine transmembrane transport
Cellular component (GO): mitochondrion
Molecular function (GO): high-affinity L-arginine transmembrane transporter activity
Source: RefSeq, a predicted model, not a curated record
UUUUUCUCAGUUGUUCACUAAUCGCGAUAACGUUUAGUUUACCUGUGUUACUGUAAUAAUCCAUAAUUUGAAAAAUUCAGUCGAAAGAAAUAUUGCAGUGAAAAUUAAAAUAGAUAUAGUAUACAUAUCGUAUUGUUUAACGGUAUAUUAAAUUAAGUAAAGCCGUACUUAAAAAGGAAAAAUGGCAAUAUUGACUGAUACAGCUUGUGACUUUGUAGCAGGCUGCUUUGGAGGAGCUUGCGGUGUUUUAAUAGGACAUCCUUUAGAUACAAUUAAAACAUGGCAACAGAAAUUAAAUGCAACAGUUGGACAAAGUGUCUAUCAUAUACUUCAUCAUCGACAAAAAGACGGAUAUAAUUUACAUGGUUUUUACCGUGGAAUGCAUUUUCCUCUCGUUUGUAAUGGCGCUAUCAAUUCUGUUGUAUUCGCUGUGUAUGGUAAUCAUUUGAGAAAUUUAGAAAAGAAUUUAUCGGAAGAAGAAAGGUUAAAACGUCGGAAUAAAAAUGUAAUUUUAUCGGGAAUGGUUGCUGGAUUCAUUCAAUCAUAUCUUAUUUGUCCAGUUGAGCUUAUAAAAAUACGAUUGCAAACGAGAAUAUGGUCACAAAGUAUUAGUUGGAAAAUACUUUUUAUUAACAUGAAGCAAAAAUUCGAUAAACAAUGGUCUAACAAAGAAAUUUCAGAUCGCAUCCCAGCAGUAGCUUACGCAAAAUAUAUAUUUCAAACAGAAGGAUUGAAUGGGUUUUAUAGAGGAAUAACACCAACAUUAUGUCGAGAUGUUUUACCGUAUGGUAUUUACAUGGCGACUUAUGAUGUUUUUUUAGACAUAGUUGAGCAUAGUUUUGAUGUAGAAAAAAGAGAUUCCGUAUCAAAGAGUAGCUAUUCUGGAUUUAUCGCGAUUUCUGGCUCCAUUGCAGGAUUAAUGUCGUGGCUGUUUGUAGUUCCAUUCGAUGUUGUAAAAACUAAAAUGCAAGCAGAAACAGAUCCAAACAAACAUCCAACGAUGCUACAGACUGCGAAAGAAGUGUGGAAGAGAGGCGGAAUUCAAGCUCUUAUAAGAGGUACAAAAAUGAUUUUGCUUCGCUCUAUGCCAGUGAAUGCUCUUACUUUUGUUGGAUAUGAACAUUGUCUUUCUGCUUGUCAUUUCCUUGUAGAAAAAUUUACGAUGAAAUCGAACAAUUUGACGCCAAAUGGAUAAAAAAAUCAUUGAGAAAAAUGAAAUAAAUCGUUUUUAUUAUGUUUCUUGCAUCUUAUUUUACAAUUAAGCAAAAUAUUUCAAUGUAACAACACUAUAAAACCAUUACGAACUACAAAUUAACAAUAAAAU